CUAUAUAAGAUAAUUAGGUAUGUAACCCCUAGAUCUAUAAUGUCUGCUAGUGUACCAGUGUGUGAACUAGAUCAGGAGUUAAGAACAAGAUUAAACAAAAUAAAGAGACUGAGCACUAAAUCAGGAAUAGCGAUCAUUAUGAAGAUGGAUAAGGAGCUGGGUACUAUCGUUGAGGAUGAAUAUCUGGAUGAUUGUUCUGUGGAUGAUAUUAAGGAAAGCUUACCAGGACAUCAGCCAAGAUACUUGCUAUAUACCUUCUCCCACAAGCAUAAAGAUGAACGAGUAACCUACCCUCUAGUAUUUAUAUUCUAUUCACCUUUAGGAUGUAAGACUGACCUGUCUGUGAUGUAUGCAGCGAGUAAGGUCAACUUAAUAAGGGAGCUGGAUAUCGGGAAAACAUUUGAAAUCAGAGAUCUUGAGGAGUUUACUGAAGAAUGGCUGAUUAAAAAUCUUAAACUAGCGUAAAUAGCAGUUUCAACUAACCUACUAGAUCAAGAAUAUUUAUGCACAAAAAAAGAUGUGUACAAGCAAUUAAUCUUUUCAUGCAUGUAAGUAUGUAAUAAUAUAUAUAUGUGAAUUCUGUAUUUACGGUUGAUUUAUUAUUGAUAUAUUAUAUAUACCAUUUGUAAAUGGGUGCCAACAGAACAUGCAAAUGUAAUUAACAAAUUUGCAAAUUUAAAAAAAAUCUGUAUCGAUUC
Molecule: messenger RNA, 698 nt
Organism: Eurytemora carolleeae
Lineage: Eukaryota; Metazoa; Arthropoda; Copepoda; Calanoida; Temoridae
Product: glia maturation factor beta
Exons: 6
Coding region: 40-465 (141 amino acids)
Biological process (GO): actin filament debranching; negative regulation of Arp2/3 complex-mediated actin nucleation
Cellular component (GO): actin cortical patch
Molecular function (GO): actin binding; Arp2/3 complex binding
Source: RefSeq, a predicted model, not a curated record